CUGGCCCCCAGCGGCGAGCGCGGCCCCCGCCCGGGUCCCGUGGCGCGGGAUCAGCUGACGGGGGUCACGUGAGCGGCUGGCCCCGGACGCCUGGGUCCCGCGGGGAUGGAGCCGCGGGCGCUGCUCGAGGCCUGGCGGGGGCGGCUGGGCCCGGAGCUGGACGCGGCCAUCGGCUUCUGGGUCCGGCACUCGCACGACCCCGAGCACGGCGGGUUCUUCUCCUGUCUGGGCCGGGACGGGGCCGUUUACGACGAUGUGAAAUACGUGUGGCUGCAGGGCCGGCAGGUGUGGGUCUACGCCCGGCUCUACCGCACGGUGCCCCGGUUCCGACGCCCCGAACUGCUGGAGGCCGCCCGGGCCGGUGAGCCCACGGGGGGGGGGAGAGGGGGGAGCUGAACAUUUGGCCCAGUCUGGCCUUAGUUGGGGAAUCAGCUGACUCGGUGUCACAUGACCAGCCCC
Molecule: messenger RNA, 459 nt
Organism: Malaclemys terrapin pileata
Lineage: Eukaryota; Metazoa; Chordata; Testudines; Emydidae
Gene: RENBP
Product: renin binding protein
Exons: 3
Coding region: 106-396 (96 amino acids)
Biological process (GO): N-acetylmannosamine metabolic process; N-acetylglucosamine metabolic process; carbohydrate metabolic process
Molecular function (GO): peptidase inhibitor activity; N-acylglucosamine 2-epimerase activity
Source: RefSeq, a predicted model, not a curated record